UGGGUUAAUUUUUAUGUUAUCCCUUUCCUUUCUUCCUACGAGCUCUACCCAGUGCCCAGCAACCACCGCCGCUUCUCCCCCUUCAUUCUUCUCCCCGUAUCCGAUCAUUUCCAGAUAAAUCCGGUGAAAUUCGGAGUAACCCUUUGCUUCUCUUCGUACAGCGGUCUCCGACUUCCAUUUCACGUCGAUAAAUCUGAGGAAAUCGACAUUAAAUUCGAGUCUCUUCGAUAACGACAUGUCAACUUCUCUGGGUUGCCCGCAACAACCACCGUGUUAGAAUCUCCGGUUUUUAUCAUCCGGGUGUUGUGAUUCUCUGGGGAGGAGUUGUGGGUUUCGAUUGUUUUCGUUAAUGGAGAAGCGGAUCUUGUUGUUUGUGGUGGUAUUGGGGAAUCUAACGUGCGCCGCCUUCUCAUCAUCUUCCUCCGUCGAUAGGUUUUCGUUCUGUUCCUUGGUUUCUGCUGAAGAUUACAUCUUAGGGUUUCGAGAUCGUUAUGGUUCCUUAUCUUUGGAUGAUGGUGAUGAAUUGGAUGAGGAUCCCGGCUUCGUUUCCGUAACCGAGGGAGAUGAGCGGUCGUUGAUCAUCGCGUUGGAUAUGAUUCAUACAAAAGAGUGCGACUAUGUGGCUUUGCUCUUCUAUGCGUCUUGGUGUCCUUUCUCCAGAUCAUUUAGACUGAGUUUGGACGCUCUCUCUUCACUCUAUCCUUCAAUUCCUCACUUUGCAAUCGAGGAUUCUACAGUCAGGCCAAGCAUUCUCUCUAAGUAUGGAGUUCAUGGAUUUCCUACCCUCUUCCUGAUGAAUUCAACGAUGAGAGUUCGCCACCGGGGCUCCAGAAGCCUCGGGUCUCUUGUUGCAUUUUAUAGUGAUGUUACUGGGAUAGAAAAGCUGGACGAAGCUUCUUCGGUUGAGGAAAACAGAUUAGUGCCCAAUCUUGGGAACCAAAGCACCACCGAGCAAGAAAACUGCCCCUUCUCAUGGGCAAGAUCACCUGAGAAUCUGCUUCGCCAGGAGACGUAUUUGGCACUUGCCACCGUGUUUGUCCUUUUGAGAUUGCUCCAUUUGGUUUUCCCGACACUGGUUGUGUUUGUGAAAUUCACAUGGGGACGGGUGGCUCAGAACAUGAGCCUCGAGAGCCUGUCCGAACACACUGUCUCAUAUCUCAGCCGGGUCGUACGGUUACGGAUGCAGCUUAAAGAGCCUUGCAAGAGGAGCAAUCUGCAGGAAGGAGCCAUGAAUGCCAGAGCAUGGGCCUCCAAGUCCUUAGCGACUGUUUCGAUCGGCGAUUCGGGCUCAUCGAGCAGAGGAGCUUCUGCUUCUCAGUGACGUGAACCCCUCUAAGGCGUGCAUGAUUUGGUCGUUCAGAUGAAAAACUCUGGACUGCAUCAGUCAUCUUUUACCCUUUACUUGUAUAACGAGAGUUCCUCAGGAAUCAGUAUGGCUUUGAGGGGUUUAAUUUAUAGCUAAAAACAUUAUAUGUAGCAGAUGCAGAUGCAAAUGCAAUUAGAUGAUAACAUUGUAAUCUAUUCAUUUUCCUGUCAAUAUGAAACCUGAAUUGAUGUGUUCUUCUUC
This is a messenger RNA of Tarenaya hassleriana, 1567 nucleotides long. RefSeq names its product 5'-adenylylsulfate reductase-like 4. NCBI's taxonomy places the organism in Eukaryota, Viridiplantae, Streptophyta, Magnoliopsida, Brassicales, Cleomaceae. The transcript is spliced from 4 exons. Bases 350 to 1321 code for a protein of 323 amino acids. The record is from RefSeq and is a predicted model, not a curated record.